GGCUCCCUUCCGCUGUUCCCAGUGUCUUAACACUGCCGGUCGGCAGGGCGCGAAAAGUGGCCCGCACGUUCCUCCCGCACCCGAAGAACAGAGGAGAGCGCCGCGAAGUCCCCCGACACUAAGUGGCACCCGCCGCUGCCCUGCUACGUUGGGACCCCUUCCCCCAACCCGCCGAACCAAGCCGCCUUCCAGCCACGCGCCGUUGGUCUUCCGCGCUUGCGCAGGCCUCGCCACUGCGCGCGCCUGAUACCACGCCCCUCGCGGUGGGCCACGCCCUCGGAGGCUCCGCCCCUGUCACCCGGAUCCCACCCCUCCUGCCUUAGUACCCCAAACCCCAAUGAUCCUGCAGCAACCCCUGGAGCGGGUCCCCCCAGGUGGGGCCCUGCAAGACCCGCGGACCGCCUCAGGGGUGACUCGAGGCCUGGACACCAGGGAGCCCUUGCGAAAGCAGUUCCUGUCUGAGGAAAACAUGGCCACCUACUUCUCUCGACUCAGCCUACAUAAUGACCACCCUUACUGCAGCCCCCCCAUGGCUUUCCCACCAGCCCUGUCCUCACUGAGGAGUCCUUGUUCAGAACUACUUCUCUGGCGCUAUCCUGGGAAUUUAAUCCCAGAGGCUCUUCGGCUGCUGAGGCUGGGAGACACCCCUGGUCCCCACUACCCUACAACCCCAGCUGGGGACAUAAUGGAGCUCUGAAUAAUAGUGGACAACACCAUUCCCCAUUACAGAGGAGACCACAACCCUCAAGGGACUAGGUGCUUGCUUAUCUUCCUCCAGACCAGAUGUUUGGGCACCAGGACCUUCCCCCAAGAGAGGAGGACACUAAACUCAAUGGAACCCUGGGAUGGGAGGGCAGCAGCAGGGGAAGGGGAGAAAUGCCCUCAAAAAGGGAAUAAAAAUGGCUGAACAAUUGAAGGCUUCAGUCUGAAACCUGAGGCCUUUUGGGCAGGGUGGGGUGCUGGAUGCUGGUGUCUCUCCUCAAGAUCUUCCCUGGAAAACGGUCAGGGCUGGCCAGGUCCUGGCAGGCUGGGCUCCAGGCAUUGAGAAUGUGUGAGUCAGAGCCUCACCCCCCGCCCCCGCGGCAGACUGACUCACUCCCUCCCUCCAACUCUGGGGAGUCAAGCUGGGGAUCAUGCCACACUCC
Molecule: messenger RNA, 1145 nt
Organism: Sciurus carolinensis (gray squirrel)
Lineage: Eukaryota; Metazoa; Chordata; Mammalia; Rodentia; Sciuridae
Gene: Hcfc1r1
Product: host cell factor C1 regulator 1
Exons: 3
Coding region: 338-697 (119 amino acids)
Source: RefSeq, a predicted model, not a curated record